This is a messenger RNA of Macaca mulatta (Rhesus monkey), 1638 nucleotides long. RefSeq lists its product as uncharacterized. The record is from RefSeq and is a predicted model, not a curated record. Gene Ontology annotation, molecular function: protein binding. Lineage: Eukaryota; Metazoa; Chordata; Mammalia; Primates; Cercopithecidae.
UUUGUUGUUUUUAUUUUUGCCUUCUAUUUCCACAGUACUUUAUUUAGGUGCCAAUUAUAUGAGUAGAACUGCCUGUUCUAUGUACUUAAUGUAAGGCAUCAUGGAUUGUGUGAUGCCACAUUACUUUAUAUAUCAAUAAGAUAAUGUUUAAAAUGUUGCCAGUUAUAAUUGUAAUAAAUAAUGAAUUGUAAACAGUAUCCCAAUGUCAGGAGAUGCUACUAUAUAAGAGAAUAGUGAGAAAAUGAGCAUCUGAGAAUGAUUGAAAUACAAUGAUACAUCUAAUCUUUAAUAGAUACCUCAAUAUAGAUAUGAUUGUAUCAUUUUACUUAAUUAAAAUGUCUUUAUAAGAAGUAAUAUCUAAAAAUUAUUGAGCUGUUAUUUGUGUUAGGAAGUGUUCUAAAUGCUGUACAUAGAUUCUCAUGUAAGCAUCACAGCAGUGUUCUGUGGGAUAGCUACUAUUCUCUCAUAUAUUUUAUUGAUAAGGAAAUUGAAGCAAAGAAAGGCUAAAUAAUAGCUAAGUGACAGAGCUGAAAGUAAAUUUUAAGCCCCAAUUAAACUGAAUCCAAAAGUCAAGCUUUUUCUAUUAAAUAGCCUGCUCUUUCAUUAAUGUGGUGAGUAAUAAGCGCUAACAAAGGUUGUACUUUCUUCACAAGAAAAUUAAGUAUUUGUUUUGAAGACAGAGAAAUAACACGCUAAUUAAUGCUUACAGUUACCUGUUUUAAAAAGUCCUGUCACUCUCACAGGACUGCCCUACCUUUGGCCUGUGCCACUGGCCAACUGGAAGUCAUAUCUCUCCUGGUGUCCAGAAGAUGUGAGCUUAACCUCUACGACCGUGAAUGCAGGACACCCCUCGUCAAGGCUGUACAACUGAGGCAGGAGGCUUGUGCAACUAUUCUGCUGAAAAAUGGUGCCGAUCCAAAUAUUAUGGAUUUCUAUGGAAGGACUGCUCUACACUAUGCUGUGUAUAAUGAAGAUACAUCCAGGAUAGAAAAAAUUCUUUUACAUGAUACAGAUAUUGAAGAAUGCAGCAAGAGGACACAGUGGGCAGCAGUUCCUAAAUGCACUGGACCAUGGAACCAAACUUGCAAAAGGCAGCUUCUGGAAUGCAAGUCCACACCCGAAAACUGGGAAGCAUUGGCCUGAAGCCAGCCUGUGCCUGGAAAUGUGAGUUUGGUGAAUAUCCUUAGGUCAUUACUUCUGCAAGUUUUGCUCAAAGGAAACAAAUCUUAACUCUCCACUGUUUUACCUUUAAAAACAAAACAAAUUAUUUUUACCCCAAGAUAUGGCACUUUAGUAUGAUGAAUAUUUUGGAGACAAGCAGAUGCUGGAUGAAGCUUUUCACCUCUCUGCCUAAAGACUGGAUCCACCAGAGACAGCAAUUGCUUUCCAUUCAUUCCCUGAAAUCCCAUACCUGGUUAGACCUUUUCACAAGAUAAUGUCUGUCUCUCAGGCUCAUUCAAAUUCCAAAGAGAAUCAUUUACAACUUAGUUUUUGUCCCCCAGGUCCAUUCAUUCUCCCUAAUACUCAUUCAUUGCCCCUAAAAAGAAUUACCUGCAUUCCCCACCUCCUCCCUCUCUUAUGAAGAAAGUUAGAUAAGUGUCUAGACCCCACUGCGUUAUUGAGUAGUUCUUCUGCAAU